Rattus rattus (black rat) is the source of this 603-nucleotide messenger RNA. RefSeq names its product C-C motif chemokine 9-like. Gene Ontology annotation, biological process: neutrophil chemotaxis; positive regulation of GTPase activity; lymphocyte chemotaxis. Gene Ontology annotation, cellular component: extracellular region. Gene Ontology annotation, molecular function: chemokine activity; CCR chemokine receptor binding. Bases 4 to 357 code for a protein of 117 amino acids. Lineage: Eukaryota; Metazoa; Chordata; Mammalia; Rodentia; Muridae. The record is from RefSeq and is a predicted model, not a curated record. The transcript is spliced from 4 exons.
AGGAUGAAGCCCUUUCAUACUGCCCUCUCCUUCCUCAUUCUUGCAGCUACUCUUGGAAUCCAGGCCCAGAUCGUACAUGCGACAGAGACAAGAGAAGUCCUGAAGGCAGAGCAAGGACAUCAGAUUUUUAGCCUGGGCUUUCAAGACUCUUCAGACUGCUGCUUAUCCUAUACCUCACGGGUCCAUUGUUCAAGAUAUAAAGAUUAUUUUCCAACCAGUGGUGGGUGCAUCAAGCCAGCCAUCAUCUUUGUCAGCAAGAAGGGGACCUUGGUCUGUGCCAACCCCAGUGAGCUGAGAGUUCAGAAGUGCAUUAAAAGAUUGGAGCAAAACUCACAACCACAGAUCUACAAACAAUAACGUUUGUUUGAGGAGAAGCGUGUAAACUGCCAGCUACUUUCUUUGGUCUUCCCCAAUGAUGACCUAUAAGAGGCUCGAAGCAUUCAUUUUUAUAGGUGUAGAUAAACAUUUAUUUUUCUGUUCCACUUUAAAGCAGCACACCUAGCCUCGUCACAGAGGGGAAACUUGUCUGUGCUAACCUCAGGCAUCUGAAAACUCUAAAAUGCCUGGAAGGUCUGAAGCUGACCUCAAUGACUACGCAUAAUA